AUGUCGUUCUUACCCCGCCCAGAUGCUGACGACUCACAGCGCGAGAGAUCUCGCUCGCCACGCCGUGGUCGAUCAAGGAGCCCAGGUCGCUCGGGUCGCCGUCGAUCAUACUCUCCACGUAGCCGGUCUCGAAGCCGGGACGACUACCGUAGAUCGGACAGACGGUCGCGAUCUCCCAUGACUGGAGCUGGGGCCCCAGUUGGAGGAUCAGGUUCGGGUUACGGUGGACCACCCCAACGGACGUACGAGGAACGUGCUGCUGCACGAGAACAGAUGAUGAAUAACAUUCGCGAGACCUCGCAGCAGGACCGACGUGUCUACGUCGGCAACCUUUCUUACGAUGUAAAGUGGCAUCAUCUUAAAGAUUUUAUGCGACAGGCUGGUGAGGUUCUGUUCGCCGAUGUUUUAUUGCUUCCGAAUGGGAUGUCUAAGGUGGGCUUCUACACAAUUGUGGAAUAUGCUACAAGGGAGCAAGCACAAACAGCUGUCCAGACUCUCAGCAAUCAGAACCUAAUGGGCAGGCUCGUAUACGUUCGCGAAGAUCGAGAAGCCGAACCACGAUUCAUCGGCGCAACCGGAGGCCGCGGCGGCUACGGUGGCGGAAUGCAAGGCGGAUACGGAGGCGGCAGUGGAGGCGGCGGCGGCGGUGGUGGUGGCAGCGGAUACGGUGGUGGCGGCAUGGCUGGCGGCAAUCGCCAAAUCUACGUGUCCAACCUUCCAUAUACCGUAGGCUGGCAAGAUCUCAAAGACUUGUUUCGCCAGGCAGCCCGAAAUGGCCAGGUAAUCCGAGCCGACGUUCAUCUGGGUCCGGAUGGCAGGCCCAAGGGCUCUGGUAUCGUCAUGUUCGAACAUCCCGAAGACACGCGCAAUGCUAUACAGCAGUUCAACGGAUUUGAAUGGCAAGGCCGUCUGCUCGAGGUUCGCGAGGAUCGCUUUGCCCACCAAGGAGUCGGAAGCUAUGGCCGAGGCGGCUUUGGUGGUCGCGGAAGCUUUGGUGGUUCCUACGGGGGCCGCGGAGGUUUUGGUGGCGGUCGUGGUGGCUUCGGCGGUUACGGCGGCGGACGCGGAGGCUUUGGUGGACCCACCGGUGGUGGAUACGAUGCCAACAAUUCUGCCCCCGCCGCGGCCCCGAAUCCGUUCACUGAUUUCGCUACUGCGGGGACCGAUCCAAGCGAAAUCAUCUACGUCCGAAAUCUUCCAUGGUCUACCAGCAACGAGGAUCUGGUUGAGCUUUUCACCACGAUUGGCAAAGUCGAGCAAGCAGAGAUACAAUAUGAGCCUAGUGGACGAUCUCGAGGGACCGGCGUUGUACGCUUCGACAGCACUAGCAACGCAGAGACAGCCAUUUCGAAAUUCCAGGGUUACCACUACGGAGGACGGCCCCUUGGCCUUAGUUUCGUCAAGUACGUCACUCCAGGUGGGGGCGACAGUAUGGAGACGGACGCGCAUGGCGGUUUGACGCAAGACCAAAUCAUGUAG
This is a messenger RNA of Annulohypoxylon truncatum, 1479 nucleotides long. RefSeq names its product RNA-binding domain-containing protein. Lineage: Eukaryota; Fungi; Ascomycota; Sordariomycetes; Xylariales; Hypoxylaceae. The transcript has 7 exons. The record is from RefSeq and is a predicted model, not a curated record. Gene Ontology annotation, molecular function: mRNA binding. The coding region runs from base 1 to 1479 and encodes 492 amino acids. Gene Ontology annotation, cellular component: nucleus; cytoplasm.